AUGGGAGGGAUUGCUGUCUUUAAGUGGGAGAUAGAUGAGUUUACCCUGCUCCACAACAGAGAGAACUGGAACGCAAGAGUGAUAACGGAGGCAGCUUGGGAUCCAGACGAAAAUUAUUUGGGUGGUUGGUGUGGAGUGAACAAUGGAUCAUGGUGUGCCGUUUCGAAAAGGGGUCGAGUUGCUUUUCUUGUGGACUCAACGUUACAUGAAGACGGCUACGGUGUUACUGACGUUCCCGAGUUCAACGCCUCGAACUUAACUACGACUUUCCUGGAUGAUGUCUUCUUUAGUACUCCAAAUGAGUUUAUAGAUUUUGUGGCACAUCGUUUGAAUCCUGAUGGAGAGCCUAUAGGAGAAUUUCUGAAUGAAGGUCCCAGAGAUGUCACAUAUAGGUAUAGUCUGAUUAUUGCCGACUUAAGUUCGAGAAAAAUGUACCACUUAUCCAAACCGGUUGCAUCUGAGCGAGCUGUUAAGGUACAAGAAGUUCCUUUUGGUGUCCAUACCCUUUCCCUAGACGGGCUUGAUCAUACCACAGCUCCCAAGGAUUUACGUUUAAGAUCCCUGUUUGAUCACAACGUAGGCUCGUUUGACGGCAAGACAAUGUCAUUCCUGGAGAAGCUGGCCAAGAAGGUGAUGAUGGAUCGAGAACCAACCGUCGACCAAGACCCACUGUCUGCUAUUUAUGUUGAGAAGAUGGCUUGUCACGGAGUUUCAGUCCAAGUGAGUAAAGAUAUCAGCAAUGAUCCUCGCCUUCUUAAUCAAUUACUCUUUUUCUUUCCUUGUCAGCUCGGAAUCCAGCGUUACGGAACAUCGAGCACCACCGCUUUUUCUGUGAGACCCGUUACGGAAGUCACAACAUCAGCGACAUCUCCCAAAAUAGAAGCCCUGUUCUACGAAAUCAGUCCCCAAGGCGAACGCAAAAUUACAUUCGACAUCCAGUCUUAA
Molecule: messenger RNA, 945 nt
Organism: Arabis nemorensis
Lineage: Eukaryota; Viridiplantae; Streptophyta; Magnoliopsida; Brassicales; Brassicaceae
Source: the annotation of a GenBank genome assembly